This is a messenger RNA of Lymnaea stagnalis (great pond snail), 6209 nucleotides long. The record is from the annotation of a GenBank genome assembly. NCBI's taxonomy places the organism in Eukaryota, Metazoa, Mollusca, Gastropoda, Lymnaeidae.
GCUUAUAAACCUGGUCAAAGAUGGAGACGUGCUUAGAAAUGGAGUAACAGAUGAUACUGACAGGGAUCUAACUUAAGAAGCAUAAUAUUUAAGACUCAAGCUCCUUAGACGUUGAAAUUAAUUUCUCAUACCUGGUUUUGUGAACUUAAAAUGCAUUUAACGGUUAAAAUUUUAAAUGGGGAAGAAUGCACCCUAGCGGUAAGUUCGCUGGUUUUCAUUGAUGAUAAUGAUUGUUUUUCUUCACCCAGCCUCAGAUAUUUGACUUCUUUGGAGUUUUUGUACAAUAUUUAGUUAGUUAUUUCAUUUGUAACCUAAACUUAAUUUGCACCCUCACUGGGAUAGUAGUGGUUAGACUUAGGUUAAGUCUAUAAUCUAUUAAUUAGGCAUUAGAUGAUAGCUACUAACGGCAAAAGCCUUAAAAUAAGACUCACAAGAUUAUUCAACAAUUCAAGAUUUCUUCUGAAGAAGGCUUUUAGUUUUAGAAGGGGUAGUAAGCCCUAGCCCUAGGUAGUGUAAGCCUUGGCUUGGCACUAUACUAUACAUUUGAAGGCAAAGCACACUUAGGCCUAUGCCUAUUUCACGUAAACUUACAUUUUUUAUUAAUUUUUUUUUUUAUUUUGAAAAUGGCAGUGUCUACACGUCCGGCGCGCCGGACGUCUAUCUCCCGCACUAUGUGUCCGGCGACCAAGUCACAUGACCGCCGUAACAAAGUGGCGAGAGAUAUCGUGUCGGUCAGCCUUGUCACGUGACUGCGAAUAAUUCAAAACUAUUGUUAAUUUUAAAAUCUAUUUCUCUACCAAGUAAUGUACUGAGUAUCUUGAAUGCAAAUAAUAGAAAAAGAAACUUAAGUGAAAGUGGCUUGUAAACAUUUUUGUUUAGUUUGUUAUUUUUUGUGUACCAGUAAUCCAUAAAAUAAAUUAGGGGCCAGUGUGGCAACCAAUAAAAGUUAAAGAUUUCAUUUUAAAUUAUUUCAAUUGCUACAAAAUAUUUAAAAACUUCUCAUGAAACUACUGUUGCUGAGGAACAUGAUAAUAUAAAUAUAUACAAAAUAUUUUGAAUUAAAAUGGGGGAAAAAAAACGACCCUAUCCCCGGUAUAGAUCCUCAAACAUUCCUAUCGUCAAGCAACCACUCUACCACAAGACCAGACAAGAUGUACUAAAUCGUACUUCGUUUGGAAUUAUAAAAACUACUAGCCGUCCGGCCAUGUCCGGCGGUCACGUGACAAGUCGCCGGACGUGUAUCUUGCGCACUACACGUCCGGCGCCGGACGUGUAGACACUUCGUUUGAAAAUAAUUAAAAUUCUUUUCAAUCUUUUGUGUAACCAGGUAUUUUGUGUAUGUCCUGUAAAUGUCUCAGUCCACUGCAGGUACUGUCCUUUACUACAAAUCCUAAAAACAUUGUAUCCCAUUGACCAUUGGAUAUAAAAUUAAUGCACCUGUAACAGAAAUAUUUCUCUAGAGAAGUGGUUCUUAACCAGGUGUGUUGGAAUGGUGCUGAAGACUCAGAAAAUUGUAUUUGCUUCCAUUGCUAGUUGUUGCUGCCUUUAAAAAAUAAUUAAUUUUUUUUGCAUUCGUAAAAGUGAAUGUCCCCUAAUGUAAUGUUCAUAAUUUUUUUGAUUGUGGGAUGCUCUGCUCAUAGUAUUCCGGUUUAUAUGCAAUAAAUGGUUCUUGCACUAAUUUUUGUCAGUUCUUCAAAUCUUCACAACAGGAUGUGCUUAUAAAUUAGUACAAAUAUCCUUGUCCAGCUAAUGUCCCAGCUUACCAGAAGCCUCUGUUUACCUAUUAUAAUACAGUAACUAGAACUGUAUUAAAUAUUUUAAUUAUUUACCAGGCCUCACCUAGCAGUCUUGUUAGUGAUGUUAAAGAACAAGUAGAAGCCUUAUUGUCUAUACCUGUUGCAGACCAAAAGUUACUCUUUAAAGGGAAAGCACUACAAGGUAAGAUUUUAUCUUUCAAUUUAAUAUAAUCAUUUAGACAAGGGUGGGUAGAUUGGUGGACUUUACACUAACUUACAGGUGUUUACUUUUUAACUCUAACAAAUUCAUUUUAUAUUAAAAUUAUUAAUUGCACACAAACAACUUUUUUCAAUGUGAAGCUAUAAAUGGCCCUUUUGGAUUUUUAUAUUAUUAAUUUCUGAUUUUUUAAAACACCAAACAUAAAAUUAUUUUUUACUUCAAAAUGAUUAUUUAUGAAUUUAUUAUCUAAUAUGGCAGGGUUUUUUGUGUGUGGUACCAUAUUUUGGCAGGGGUUUUUGUGUGUGGUGCCAUAUUUUUUUACCAUCUGGUUUUUUUUUUUAUAUACUGUUUUAUUUUGAUUUGCAGUUGUAGUAGCAAAUUCUUUUUUCACAAAGUUGUGUGCAACCCUACUCUACUGUAUUGAGAUUAUUCUGUGCUAACUAAUAUUUUGAAUAUACAUGCUAUUUUCAGAUACCAAGCCUUUAAAGGAUUAUGGAGUAGAAGACAGUGGUAAAAUUACACUUGUCAUAAAAAAGUCCAUGCUAAAACCGACAGAUCCAUCCAAUACACCACAAAAAUUUCAUCCAGCUGAACCAGAACGACCAGUUUGGGAUAAAUUGCGAGUAUUUCUUCAAAGACAUUUUAGGGAUAGAGAUGUAGAGGUUGUGUUGCAAGAAUUUAAAAAGGUAUUUUCUUUUUCACUUUAUUCGUCAAAUGUGAUCCCUCGCUUUACACUUAUAAUCCUUGUUCUCCUUCCUUAAAAUUGCCCUUAACUUCAAAGAUUUAUACUUGAACAAAUUUUAUUAUGACCUAAAAUUUGAAGUUUUUUUUUUCCUUAAUCAUUCUCCAGUCGAUUCUUGUGAAAUAAAAUGAUUUUUUGUUAUAGUUAUUCUAAAAGUCUUGUACCCGGUACCUAAAUAUAAAUUUUAAGGCAUUUUACUUUUCAUCUAGAUAACAUAAUUUCUCAAAUCAAAACCUAUUGUAAGUUAUAAAAAACGAAUAACUUGGAGACUAAAAGCUUUAAAGCCACGGUUCUUUGCUGUAUCAUUUUCCCCCAAAAACGUUAGUCUACAAGUUCUUUGUGACCAUUUUCUCAUAACAAAUAUCACUGCUCUGAAUUAUUCCACUAUUUGUAAUUCAGACCUUAAGUUUUUAAGGUUUAUUUAACCUGUCCUCACCUUUUUCAAUCUUAAUUUUUUUAAAGAGUUAUAUUAUUAACUUAUUGAGAAAGAGUGCAACUAAAUUAGUGUAUUGUACAUGUUAACGUCGGGGGAGGGGGCUAGAAAAUAACACUGAUAUUUAAGAAGAAGAUUGAAGUUGCUAACAAGGGAGAAGAUUUUAAUACCAUUGUUAAAUGUUUUAUGAUUAUAAUUUUUUUUGUAGGAAUUUGAAAGAAAUCUUUCCAAUCUAAGUUUGGAUGAUAUAGAAAGAUUAGCCAUCACAAAGUUACGUCAAGUAUGAUAGUUCUACAACCUAGCAACACACCAUUUGACUGCAAAUGGAGUACAGAAAAUGCUUUGAAGGGUUGGCUGCCUUGGUUAAAACUAAUGCAAGCAGCAACUCUGCCACUUUGGUAGACCAUCAUUCAUUUUCGAGUGCAAGAUCCUCACCCUCAGCGUCAUCGUCUUUAAGUGUCAUGCAAUUGGCUGCCUAAUUCAAAACAAUGUGACUGUUUACGAAAAAUAUUCCCAUCACAGGCAAAUGUUAGUUCUUAUCUAUGUGUUUUAUUUAGGAAUGCUCAUUAUAUUGAGAAAAGGUAGGAGAGCAUGUUUUGAAAGACUGCUUCAAGGAGUUGUAUGUUUCUGAUCAUCACAUGUUGUACUACAUAAAAAUAAUAUAAUUAUGUACUUUUUAAAUAUUUUUUCUUUAAUCAAUGAACCAUUCUAUCUUUCACCCAAUUUCUGUACUUCACAUUUGUUCCCAAAAUUUUAUUUACCUUGCUAAUCUUAUGUAGUUUGCUUUUUUUAAAAAAAAAUGUUAGCGUUCAGUGCUUUUUUUGUUUUUAGCGGGUCACGCGAUUUGUUUUUUAACUAAUCUGUAUUAUGAAUUUAAGAAUCUGUUUUAUGACCCUGAGUAUCAAUAAAGAAAUGCUUUACAACAUUUUUAAGUUUAGUUUUUAAUUGUCUUACGGUACCGAAAUGAAUUUUGUUUCAUGACUAAAUCAACAUAGAUUAUAUUCAGUUAGGCUUUUGAAACAAGCAAAUAUAGCCUGAUUAUAAUUAUAGCAACUAUUUUUUCUUAAGUACCUAUUUAAAAAAAAAAAAAAAUUUAUAUACAAAUUUUUAUGAAGAAUAUCUUUAUCACUUUAUUGUGGAAUUGCCAAUAAUAUUAAAAUGGUAACUUUCUUUGGGGGAUAUUUUAAAAUGGAGAUAAAAAAGGGAUUGUUGUUAUAACUACAAUAAUACUACAAUAGAGAAAGAAUUAUCUAUGUUAUUAUUUAUUUUUUGUUUUUAAUUAGCUAGGAUUAUCUUUAAUUGUUAUCUAACAACCACUAGAGAUUUUUUUUAAAUUAAUUAGAUAAUCAUUAAAAGCUUAUCUCCACAGAGAUCAUCACUUUUUUAGAUUUCUUUCAAUAGAAAAAAUAUAAAUUGAUGAUUGUGUUACCCCGGCAUCCACAGGUUUUUAAAAUACUAUAGAGCCAUUAACAUUCAUAUAAAUCAUUUGUAUCAAUAGUCAAAUCCAUUUGAGUUGUUACCCAUCUCCUCAUAGUUAAUAUUUCUGCCUACCAAAAAAUCUUGUCUUAAAAUAUUUGACUGCAUGAAAACAAGAUAAAAUCUUAUUGAAUGAUUAAAUUCCAAUUGGUAAAUACGUCUAGACAAAAUAAUAUAGUUAGAAUUUACUUACCUUUGUUAAUUUUCUACAAAUCUUUGGUUUCUAUUUACCCACUUUUUAUAUUCUUCAUGUGAGAUUUUAGGUCUUUAACUUUAACUGCUUAUGUUUGGUUCAGGUAGACUACACAGCUGGAAUUAUACAGCCUAAGUUUCAAGAGGCUCUUUUUCAUAUAUAAACUUUAGUUGUAUCCUCAAUUAACCUAUUCCAAAAUAUCUGAAAUCAGGGCCAAAAAAAAGAAAAAGUGCCAUUCAAAAUUAUGUAGGUAUGCAUAUAAAAGCCCAACACUGUCCUAUUUGCAAAGCUCAGUAAUUUACUGAAAGUUUGCAAGGUAGACAUCUGGAACAUGUACAAAAAAAGUGGGUACUUAAAUAAUUUGUUAAUUUUUUCUUCUGUUUUCUUCAAUGUUCAAAGCACAAGAACUGAUAUUGUAUGUCUCUACACCCUUUUAUGUUAUGUAGUUUUGGUUUUCUUUUUUUUUGUAUUCCUCUGUUUAAAUUAUUUAUAAAAUUAAUAAGAUAAUUUGAGCUGAAUGUCGCCUUUUUGACUAGGGUAUCAUAAAAGUUGCUAAAUGGAUUAUGUCCAUGGAAAAAUACACGUACUCAACUCCAAGGAUUUUGAAGGAUAACCAAUCAAUAACUUAUUAAAAAUAAUCAAAUUUUAAAAAUGAAAUGUAUCCAUAAUUCUUAAAUACAUUUUUACUUGUGCAUUAAUAUGUUUAAAUGUUGUUGUUUUUUUUAAAUAUGCAUGUUAUAUGUAUGUAUAUGAAGAGUGUGAUUUAAAGUAGUUUUGAUAUCCAUGGAUUAUCUUCAAACUCUAGGGAGAAACAACAAAAAGGUUAAAAUUUGGUUUAUUCUUAUCCUGUGACAUGUACAUUUUGUACAGUGCUGACGUUGCAAUAUUUAAUAAUUGCAUUGUCCACAAUUCCGACAAGUAAUGUCUAAAAUUUAAUUUGUUUACAGUUUACAGAGCUGACUUGUAAUGCUGUAUUUAAUAAUUAAUUGUUUACAGUGCCGACAUGUAAUGUAUAAAAAAUUACAUUGUUUACAGUGCUUUACACAUAUAGAAUGUUAGUUGAAUAAAAGAUUGAACAUGUGUGUAUAUUGUAUUUGUAUUAAAAUUGAUUUUUAACAGAUUUUGUUGGAAAAUUGAAAACUUUUACUAUGGAAAUGUUUGUUUUUCAACACUCAUGUUUUUUGUGUGUGAGUUUUUUUAAGCUGUUUGAAAAUAAUCAAUUAUUAUUGAACGGAUUGAAAUUGAACCAUCAUUAUCCUUUGUCAUUUAGAUUUUUAACUGGUAAAAUACAGUUAAAAAUGAUGCAUAAUUUGUCUUUUAAUAUUAAAUCUUAAUGUAUUCAUCCCCCCCACGAAGUCUUUUUUUUUUCCCCUAAUAAAGCAUCAUAAUAAUGUUAAAACAAACUGGAG